GUAUCGGAAAAGUAUUUGUAUUUGUAUCUGAAUAUAUUGGCGCCUUCAAGCCUACUGUUAUACUUGCUAAAGGAAGAGCGAACCACGAGGAGCACAGAUGUAAGUGUACCAUUGGAAGGAAGAAGAGGAACGCAUCUGAAAUGGAAGUGAGACGCAUGGUGUGACACGGCUCUAAUCCGAAGCAAACUGAGUUCCGAGGAUAUAUAGGUCCGGUCCUGCCUCUUAUCCUUGGAAAAUUCUCCAAUGGAUUCUUUCUUCCGCAAUGGUCUUCUAUAUUCGGUCUCUUUAUCCAUAUGGUUUAGGGACACGUCAGAUUUUGUCGCCAGCAGAGACCGUCAUCGUCUCCGUUCACAGGUCUCGAAGGACCAAUCUCUCCCAGGAAUCGGACGCGAGCUAAGGAGCCGACAGUGGUGAGAUGUCGUUGGUGCAUGUCUCCAUGAAAAAGUGUACCGCCCCAAGAAAUAAACACGCGUCUUGCCGCGUGCCACGUACCCAUUGCUGCAACGGUCCUCCGUCCUCAUCAUCUCGACCCACCGCCCACCGUCGACUCCAUUAUAAUAACUAAUCGAAGGAACGCCCUUCUCCAGUUCUCCGUCUCGAGCUCCAGUCGAGGCCUCGUUUGCCGCCAUGGAUGCUGUUCACCGUUUAACGAUCUUCUCCUCCUACCCUUCUCUCCCAUUUAACCACAAACCCGAUUCAUCCUUUCAUCCUCCAGUCACUACGUCGAACGCCCCUCCUUCGUUCGUGGCCGCGCGGCCGCCGCGGCCGCUGACGCACCGGAUCAGCACGGCGUGGACGCGGAGCGGGAAGCCGGAUUCCAGAGCGAGCGAAAAUCGGAUCCAAGAAGAGGAUCCGGGACCCUCGAAGGAGGGAGAGGACGCUGCCCGCGGCGGGAAAGAGGAGCAGGAGGAGGAAGAGUUGGAGGGAUUGGAGGAGGAGGCGAUGGCGGGGAGGGACGAGGGGCGGGCGCCCACCGACUACGACCGGCGGGCCCACAUCUUCUCCGAGAGCUCUCGGAUCUUCCGGGCGCUCAAGGACCGCAACGGCCGGCCCACCACCGCCGAUAGCAAGAAUCACCGUACCGAAUAAGAUUCUGAUGGCCCGGACCCGCCUCCCCGACGGCGAGGAGGGGCGAGGCAGAGAGGCGGAAGGCGGUGGAUGGGUCUGGCCGUCUGGGCCGUCGGGCCCAACAGAUAAAUGUAGCUUUUGAUAUUUAAAAUAAUUCUGUACAUUAUAGAGAAGGAUGUUGUUUCUCGAAGUAACACAAUUGCAGUUUGUGAUCCC
This is a messenger RNA of Phoenix dactylifera (date palm), 1284 nucleotides long. The record is from RefSeq and is a predicted model, not a curated record. NCBI's taxonomy places the organism in Eukaryota, Viridiplantae, Streptophyta, Magnoliopsida, Arecales, Arecaceae.